AAGUUAGUUGUCAAAAGUUUCCGAAUUCGGAAAACGAAUUCCCGAAUCCGAAAAUAUAGAUGACAUAAAAGAAAACGAAAAUUAUGAAAGUUUGUUGUUCAUCACCUUUUUAAAAUGGAUAGCAAAGAAGGAGGCAUCUUCUACAACAUAAAGUCGUUAUUGCAGCAAGAUUACCGCGGGGUAAAUAUAGCGGUCUACGCUCUUGCUACUGCGGGCCUAGCCGUAUCCAUACAUAAGAUCCGACCGGUUAGCAAGUUUUCAAAGGCGGGUAAAAUCCCUGAUCAUUUCCUGAGGAACCAUGAGCCGUUAAACGGUGUGUACGCUGGUGUGCAGCAUUCUCCAGUACGCCUACUAGUCAACCACAAAGCCCCAAUAUAUCUACCACUAUGGCAUUCCAGCAAACCGCCUUUACCAGUCAAGUUAUGGGGAGUUGAAAUAGUGAGUGGGAAUGCUGUCAGUUGGUUGGAGUGUGUAGCAAAAGGUCAGAAGUUGACUCUGAAGCCGAUUGCUAGAGAUAAAGAUGAUCUUGUCUCUACUGUGCUGCUCCACCUACCACAAGCAAAGACAAAAACUGUUGAGACUCUUGAUGUUGGACAGAAGCUUGUAGAACUUGGCUUUGCCAAAGCUACAGUGCCUGAGAAGGUGAAGAAGAACAGCAUAGAGUCACAACUGGUACCCGUCCUGCUAUCUGCUGAAGCCAAAGCCAAGAGCUACAGGAAUGGCAUCUGGUCUGACCAGCUGCCACCUCUCCCAGCCUAUGUGGUCUUCUGGAGGAAAGGCUCACAACUUACAAAAGAAAUGGUCAUUUUGACAGUGAAGAAACUGCUGCAAUUAAUUACUUUUGUCUCCAUAAGUGCCUUAGUAGGAGCCAAGAAUGUUGCCCUAAGACCUUUCAGAAGCAAUCCUAAGCAAGUCCAAACUACAUGAAAGCAUUUAUUUAUUAGUGGUUGAUACUUAAAAAUUCUAGUAAAGAGAUACACCAUUUUAAUUAUCUAAAUCAUAAUUUACUUGGUUAUUCUUUUAUACUAGAAGGAGAUUCUUCCAGUUUUCAAAGUUGCAAAUUAACUCUUUUGUAUAUAUUGUUGGCAAAUAAAUUCUUAUUAGAAAAUGUAA
Pectinophora gossypiella (pink bollworm) is the source of this 1113-nucleotide messenger RNA. RefSeq lists its product as uncharacterized. The transcript has 5 exons. The record is from RefSeq and is a predicted model, not a curated record. The coding region runs from base 115 to 927 and encodes 270 amino acids. Lineage: Eukaryota; Metazoa; Arthropoda; Insecta; Lepidoptera; Gelechiidae.